Molecule: messenger RNA, 1473 nt
Organism: Colletotrichum spaethianum
Lineage: Eukaryota; Fungi; Ascomycota; Sordariomycetes; Glomerellales; Glomerellaceae
Product: monopolin complex subunit pcs1
Exons: 3
Coding region: 1-1473 (490 amino acids)
Biological process (GO): meiotic sister chromatid segregation; attachment of mitotic spindle microtubules to kinetochore; homologous chromosome segregation
Cellular component (GO): chromosome, centromeric core domain; nucleolus; monopolin complex
Molecular function (GO): microtubule site clamp; protein binding
Source: RefSeq, a predicted model, not a curated record
AUGUCGCGUACUGCUCGUUCAGCUAAGUUGCUGGCAUUGGCGGAUUCGGAUUCCGACGAACUUUCUGGUCUCGGCGCGAAAGUCAGCAGCGACAGCGCGUCGAAAGAACAUAAGAUGCCGCCGGCGAAGAAAGCCAGGGGCAGACCUCCGGCCGCCAAUAAAGUCACGAAGCCACCGCAAAGAUCAACGAAAACUCGUACAAAUACCAAGCUCGCAGCCGCAAUCAGUAAGAAAGAAGAGGACGAUGCCGUUGACGCAUCGACCAAGGUCGAUAGCGAAGCUCCGAAGAGGGGGCGCAAAACAGCAGCGAAGGACAAAGAAGAGGAUGAAGAUAUGGCCGGAACAGACGAGGAAGCUCCUUCUCCGGUGAAGUCGAGUGUCCCCAAGCCUAGAGGGCGCCCAAAGGCCAGGGCAGCAGCAACAUCCAAUGUAGACGAAUCGAAGGAGGUACCAGAUUCCGCCGUGAAGCACACCGCGCCGCCAGCCAAGCGUGGGCGCCGCCCUGCUACCAAAUCGACGCGAAACGAAGAGGCGGAAAUCCCGGAGACACAGCCUCAAGAUGCUAUGGACGUUGAUACGGAGGUUGAUGAUCAGUCCGAAGACCUGCCAGCACCACGACAACCCGCUCACCGUUCCAGUCAGGCCAGCGGGAGCUCAGACGUGGAAGCAAGCGAGGUGCAACUACGACGCCGGCUGGGUGAGACGACCAGGAAGUAUGAUCACCUUGAGGCGAAAUACCGUGAUCUUCGGGACAUUGGGGUCAAGGCAGCCGAACGCAAUUUUGACAAUCUUAAAAAGGAAACCGAGGAACGAGCAAACAGUCAUCUCAAGGCCGAUCUUGCCAUGCAGCGGGAUUUAGCAAAGGCAGGACAACAGCACAAGAAGCAGCUUGAAGAAAUGGAGGCGAAAGUAGCAGCUUUGACUACAUCGCUGGCCGAAGCAAAACAAGAAGUUAAGACGCUGUCGACGAGAUUAGCCGCGAGCAGGUCUGCUGAAGCUGCAGCAAGCGCUAAAGUGAUUCCUGGCAGUGCUGUCAAGGCUGGAAGCGCUGCAGCUGCUCGAGCUCUCGCUAGCUCAGAUGCGGUGCAAACGGGGCAAUUGAAAGAGGACCUUUAUGGCGAUCUGACUGGGCUGAUCGUCAGGGUCACGAAGCGCGACUCCGCUGGUCAGGUUUUUGACUGCAUACAGACGGGAAAAAACGGAACAGUAUCCUGCAGUACCCUGAGGACUGGUCUCCCUGUACUAACUGCUCUUCAAGCACUUCACUUCAAGCUCGAAGUCGAGAGUGAGAGUUCAGGCGAGAACUACGAAGAAGCACACUUCACGUACAAACCACAACUAGACGCAAACCGAGACCGCGACUUGAUCGAGAUGCUUCCUGACUUCUUGGUCGAGGAGAUCACAUUUCCUCGACCGCAUGCCGCGAAGUUCUACGCGCGUGUGGUCAAGUCUUUAACCGAGCGCCUCGAUUAG